AAGAAACGCUGGUUUGUCCUGCGCAGCGGCCGGAUGAGUGGCGACCCCGACGUCCUGGAGUACUACAAAAAUGACCACUCCAAGAAACCUUUGCGUGUGAUCAACCUCAAUUUCUGUGAGCAAGUGGACGCAGGCCUGACCUUCAACAAGAAGGAGCUGCAAGACAGCUACAUCUUCGACAUCAAGACCAGCGACAGGACCUUCUACCUGGUGGCCGAGACCGAGGACGACAUGAACAAGUGGGUUCGCAGCAUCUGCCAGAUCUGUGGCUUCAACCAGUCCGAGGAGAACACAGAUACCCUGAGGAGCAUCGCCUCCAUGAACCACGCACCACGGUCCUCCCCGGCAGAGCUCAGCGGUGCCAGCCACCACCUGCUGCGAGAGCGCAAGUCCUCAGCGCCAUCCCACUCCAGCCAGCCCACCCUGUUCACCUUCGAGUCACCUGCCAGCCACCUCCAGAGCACCCUGUCUGCCAGUGCCCCCCAGGACUACCUUUUCCUCCACCAGUGUAUGAGCAGAAAGUCAGAAAACGCAAGGAGUGCCAGCUUCUCCCAAGCCACGAGGUCUGCCUUCUUCAUGCGGAGCGACACGGCGGUCCAGAAGCUCUCACAGGGCAAUGGGCACUGUGUGAACGGGGUCGGCGGGCAGCUCCACGGCUUUUACAGCCUGCCGAAACCCAGCCGGCACAACUCGGAGUUCAGGGACAGUGCAUAUGACCUCCCACGCGCCUUCGGUUCCUACACCCACCCCAAGCCGAGCCUCACCAGCUCUGAAACAGAUAACGAGGAGGUCUACACCUACAAGACUCCCAACAACACCCUAUGCAAGGAGUUUGGGGAGCUCUCCAUGGACUCCUAUGACAUCCCUGCCACCCCGCUCUCCAUCUACCAGAUCCCCAGGACAUUUACACUGGACAAGAACCACAAUGCUCUGGCUGUGGCCUCCAGCGACUCACCCGCUGCACCACCCCCGCGGCCCCCAAAACCCGGGCAGACAGAGCCGCAGUGGGGCAGCCCACCUCAACGGCCCCAGCCCGGAGAAAGCUUAGGGCUGGCCCCCAUGCCAGCCACCAUUCCUCGGAGAAACACACUGCCAGCGGUGGAGAACAGCAGGCUGCACCGAGCUUCUUCUUGCGAGACGUACGAAUACCCCCAGCAUGGAGGCGGCAGUGCUGUGCAGUCAGUCGAGUCAAUGAACGAUGGGUACAACUCCUACCUGCAAGCCAAGGCAGCAGUGGCCCGCUCCCAUAGCACCGACUCCGAGGACAACUAUGUCCCCAUGAACCCCGGUUCCUCGCCCCUGAUCCAUACUGAGAAAGCCAACGACAAUGCCCAAAAUCUCUAUAUCCCCAUGAGCCCUGGGCCGCAUCACUUUGACCUGGUGGGGUUGUCCUCAGCCACCCUCCCCCUGCAUAAAGGAGGAGCCAUGGCACAGUGCCACAGACGGUUGAGUGAAAUCCAGCCCCCGCCAGUCAACCGCAACCUCAAACCUGACCGGAAAGCAAAGCCAUCACCCCUGGACCUGAGGAACAACACUGUCAUCGAUGAGCUUCCCUUCAAAUCGCCAGUCACGAAAUCCUGGUCCAGGCCAACCCAGACCUUCAACGCCGGCUCUUUGCAAUACUGUCGCCCUGUCUCCUCCCAGAGCAUCACCAGCACUGACUCAGGAGACAGUGAGGAGAACUACGUGGCGAUGCAAAACCCCAUUUCUGCUUCUCCUGUUCCUAGUGGCACCAACAGCCCAGCGCCUAAAAAGAGUUCGGGGAGCGUGGAUUAUCUAGCCCUGGACUUCCAGCCAAGCUCACCAGGGCCACACAGAAAGCCCUCCACCUCAUCGGUCGCCUCAGACGAGAAGGUUGAUUACGUGCAAGUGGACAAGGAGAAGACGCAGGCGCUGCAGAGCACCAUGCAGGAGUGGACUGAUGUGCGGCAGUCCUCGGAGCCCGCCAAGAGCACGAAGCAGUAGCGCCUGGAGCAGGCAGCAAAACAGGCAAAUGGUGGUUUUCCCCAGCUGGGGCCCCGCUGGGCUGCCAGCUCCGCUUGAGCUGGAUUUCUAAGACUUGUCUGCGGAGGGGAGGGGGUCUUCAUUAUUUUUUUUAAGACAAAAAGAAACUUAAUUUCAGGGGAAGACUUGGCAGAUACUGUUUGCCAGUGAUAAAGACCAACUAUGUUCGGUGGCUAGGUUUGUGCUUUAGCUGCUGGAUGCACUAUCCAGGAACUUCGACUUAGCAAUACCAGGUUUCACCCUACACAUCUUUUGCUUACAGCUAUUAAAGCCACCUUGUAUGUGCUAACACUGCAUCAUCUCUCCCCGUCUUCUUCCAUACCGUACCCCCAAACCGUGCCAUGCAGGUUUGCAGCAUCUCUCAUAGGGCAUCAUUCCCCAGCUCUGAUUCCCUAUUCCUUAUGUAUGCCCUCUUCUCUGCCUCCUCCCAAUCCCACAACU
Messenger RNA from Nipponia nippon (crested ibis), 2445 nucleotides. Lineage: Eukaryota; Metazoa; Chordata; Aves; Pelecaniformes; Threskiornithidae. The record is from RefSeq and is a predicted model, not a curated record.